This is a messenger RNA of Exophiala bonariae, 357 nucleotides long. RefSeq lists its product as uncharacterized. The record is from RefSeq and is a predicted model, not a curated record. The transcript has a single exon. Lineage: Eukaryota; Fungi; Ascomycota; Eurotiomycetes; Chaetothyriales; Herpotrichiellaceae. The coding region runs from base 1 to 357 and encodes 118 amino acids.
AUGUCGAGCGUCGUACUUGGUGUUGAGAAGCUUCCAGACCCUGUUGCUCCGAGCUCUGAUCAGUAUUCUCCUGACCAUGGGCAUGGUGUAGCGAUUGAGACUAUGCCCACAAAAUCGGUAUCAAUCGAUCCAGGAGAAGCGACAGAUCCUGAGGCCAGCGUGGGAGCCACGAGUAUUGACUCAGGGGCUGCCAAAUUCCAGAAACAUACAGGAAACUCUCAAAUUCUACCAUACGAGGAGAAUGGGAACCACGGACCGUAUCGAGUUGCCAAACAACGUGUGGGAUCCUUUACGGAGAGCGACAAUAGCGAUGAUACUGGAAUCUUGCUCUUCAAGGGGAGAAGAAAGCUCAUCUAA